Molecule: messenger RNA, 3835 nt
Organism: Galendromus occidentalis (western predatory mite)
Lineage: Eukaryota; Metazoa; Arthropoda; Arachnida; Mesostigmata; Phytoseiidae
Gene: Hem
Product: Nck associated protein 1 Hem
Exons: 14
Coding region: 1-3435 (1144 amino acids)
Biological process (GO): cortical actin cytoskeleton organization; neuron projection morphogenesis; cell morphogenesis
Cellular component (GO): SCAR complex
Source: RefSeq, a predicted model, not a curated record
AUGGCGACCAUGUCGAGGAACAUGAACAUCUCUCAGCAGAAGUUCGCCGAGAAGCUCACCAUUCUCAAUGACAGGGGAGUCGGAAUGUUGACUCGGAUCUACAACAUAAAAAAGGCGUGCGGAGAUGCCAAGUCGAAGCCUUCCUUCCUCUCGGACAAAAGCCUCGAAUCGUCAAUCAAACACAUUGUGAGACGAUUCCCGAACGUAGACAUAAAAGGAUCGUCCGCCCAGCUCACACCGGUAUUCCAAAUCAAACAAGAGAUUGUCAAGAGUCUCUCUCUAUAUUACUACACAUUCGUGGACCUCCUCGACUUCAAGGACCACGUGAAUGAUCUACUUACGCAUCUGGAUGUGUUCCUUAUGACACCGAAUCUUUCGCUUAAUUUCGACCUCACGAAAGCUUACUUGGAUCUCAUCACGACCUACGUGAGCCUCCUGAUCCUCCUGUCGCGGGUUGAGGAUCGGAAGGCUGUUCUCGGUCUCUUCAACGCCGCGUACGAGAUCAUCCACGGCCAGUGUGAUCAGAGUUUCCCGAGACUCGGACAGAUGAUCGUCGACUACGACCCACCGCUGAAAAAGCUGGCCGAUGAAUUCGUCCCCCAUUCGAAGAUGCUUUAUACCGCUCUCUCGUCGCUCGUUCACGUUUUUCCGCGACGGAACCUAUCGGCCGACGAUUGGCGAAAAAACUAUCUGCUUAGCCUCAUCGCCCAACCCAACAGUAUGCUGACGCCGUCUCAGACUGAAACCAUAGCCUGCGAGUACCUGUCGCUGGAAACUAUGGAACGCUGGAUAAUUUUUGGAUUUCUACUCAUACAUCCAUUUGUGAAUCAACAACAAGGUCCGGCGAACAAACUAUUCCUAGCGGCGCUCAACAACGGUUGGGUGGUCACACUUUUUAGAGACGAAGUCUUGCACGUUCACGCUUACGUGCAGCAGUUCUUCGAAGGUAUCAAAGGCCUCAACAAAAAAGUUUCCGAAGUCAAAGAGAGCUACAACCAUGCUGUGCAGCAGGCGCCGUUUAUUCACCGCGAACGUCGGAAAUUCCUGCGCUCCGCGCUUAAAGAGUUAGGUCUAUUGCUGACUGAGCAGCCAGGCCUCUUGGGACCCAAAGCUCUCAUCGUUUUCAUGGCUUUGUCCAUGGCCCGGGAUGAGGUCACCUGGUUGCUCCGACACAUGGACAACCCGCCCCACAAACAAGCCAAUAAGCAGAAGAAUAAUCCAAACGACGACCUUCUCGACCGACAAUUACCUGAGUUGUUGUUCCACAUAGAAGAAUUAAGAGCUCUCGUUCGGAAAUACAACCAGAUUUUCCAGCUGUACUUCAUCCAAUACCUUUCUGGCUUCGAUGCCACUGCUUUGAAUCUGAUUCUAUCCAACAUGCAGAGUCUUCCCGAGGAAGAUUCCCUCAUUUUAUCCUCAAUCUGCCAAACGAUAUCCACAAUGACUGUCAAACAGGUUGAAGAGAAAUGCAUUUUCGACCUCCGCGGUCUCCGUCUCGACUGGUUCAGACUCCAAACGAACGCGGCGUCGUCAAAGUAUCCCCUGAAUCUGGACGGCAGGUCCGAUCUAGCCAUUUUGAUGAAUACAAUUGUUUUCCAUACGAAAAUGGUCGACUAUCUCGAUAAAGUUCUUCAAGAGACCUCUGACCUCUCGGUGUUUUGCUUCUUCAACCGUGCGUUCGAAGAGCAAUUCCAUCAAUGUUUGGAAUUCCCAGCCCAGACGCGUUACGUAGUCGCGUUCCCUCUGAUCUGUUCUCAUUUCAUCUGUUGUACACAUGAGCUUUGCCCUGAGGAGCGCUACCACAUCGGAGAUCGCUCGGUAACGAUGGCCAAUGCGUUCCUCGACGAGAUGGCGAAGGAGGCCAAAAAUAUUAUCACGACCAUUUGCGACGAGCAAUGUUCUCUAUCGGACAAAUUGCUGCCCAAACACGCAGCAUGUCGCAUCGCUCAGAUGGUGCAACGUCGCAAAAGGGACAAGAAAAGCAAUAAGAAUGGCCCGCCUAUACCUGAACCGGAGGAACCCGGUAUCGAAAGCUACCGGAGAACGAGACUCGAGCUCUCUACGAUGGACAAGCUUCACAUGGCGUUGACGGAAGUGUGUUAUGCCAUAAAUUAUUGUCCCACAAUGACAAUCUGGGAGCACACUUUCGCACCGCGCGAGUACCUAGCGAACCACUUGGAGACCCGUUUCGCGAAGGCGCUAGUGGGCAUGGUGAUGUUCGAUUCCGAGUCUGGCGACAUUGCCAAGCCUACAGAGCUCCUAAGCUCCGUCCGGGCCUACAUGAGUGUACUGCAGGGCAUUGAGAAUGUCGUGUCCAUCGAUAUAACUCGAGUGUUCAAUCACGUGUUGCUCCAGCAAACGCAAACUCAGGACAGGAAUGGAGACAAAACCAUCACUUCCCUAUACACGACGUGGUAUCUCGAAGUUCUGCUGCGAAGAGCCACGGCUGGUCACAUUGUGUUUUCGCCGUUCCAAAGAUCAUUCGUUACUAUUUCCCAAGACCCCCAAAUUCCCUACACAGCUGAAGAGUACUCCGAUGUCAACGAGCUGCGCGCGCUGGCCGAACUACUUGGACCUUAUGGAAUCAAGCAUUUGAAUGAAAGCCUUAUGUGGCAUGUGGCAUCUCAGGUUUCAGAGCUGAAGAAGAUCGUGGCGCAAAACCGAGACGUACUGACAGAGCUUCGGUCGAGCUACGACAAACCGGAGAAGAUGAAGGAACUCUCCAAAAACCUUCAGAUGACAGACAGUGUCCUCCAAAGAAUGACCAUCAUCGGCGUGAUUCUCUGCUUCAGAGAACUCACGCAACAAGCUCUCCACGAUGUACUCGAAGACCGAAUCCCCUUCCUCCUCAGCUCUAUAGAGGAUUUCUAUCAGCAGGUGCAGAAUGCCCCGAAUAUUGCUGCGCUCAACGUCUCGGAAAUGGCCGUCUCGGCUGGUCUCAAGUGUCGCGUUGAUCCUGCACUGGUGCAAGCUCUGCGGCAGUACGGGAAAAAUGAGUCCCCAGACGAAGAGUACCAAAUGGCCUGUUUACUCAUGGUGUUUCUAGCGGUAGCUCUACCGCGUCUCGCCCGCAGCGAGGCGUCUUUGUACAGACCAUCACUAGAAUCCCAUCAGAACAAUAUACACUGCCUGGCUCAAGCUAUCAACGGUCUGGCUGGUGCACUGUUCACCCUCAGUGGACAAAACGAUAUCGAGGAUCGUCUCAAAGAAUUCCUCGCGCUUGCUUCGUCUUCGAUGCUGCGACUCGGCCAAGAAGCUGAUAAGGAAGCUAUCCGCAAUCGCGAGUCCGUCUACAUCCUCCUAGAUUUGAUUGUACAAGACUCGCCAUUUCUUACGAUGGAUCUUCUAGAGUCGUGUUUCCCGUACGCCCUUCUACGCAAUGCCUAUCACGCCGUUUACAAGCCUGAUCACGGACUGGCCCAUAUGUCCGUGUGAAGAGCUGGCUGGGAUCGAACGAACCCUCAGAGCAUAGAGUGCUGUGGAGCAAACGAGACUCUUAUCCGAGGAUUUUGCCAGACUUUCUCUCACUCUGGGGGAACAUCGACAGAUCGUCGAUCACCUGGGGAAUCUUCCCUGCCUUCGGGGAGGCUUCUACCGAUUUCGAUCAUAGAUCUCCAAAGCAGCGAAUACACGUUAAGGGACGGAAUGACGGACGAUAAAGCUUAUUUUAUUCAUUUUGAUACAAUAAUCUUCGAAUAUUCGCGUGUACUCGUUUCGGGAGCUCAAAUUUCGAAAUUGUCUCGACAGUAUUCUCGAACCAUAAAUUGUAGUCAUGGAAGCAUUUUAAGCGAGUCAAAUUUUGUAAAUAAAUUAUCUAUCUAUUGAGUUGUAGCUA